Messenger RNA from Penicillium manginii, 1602 nucleotides. RefSeq names its product putative sterol o-acyltransferase (APE2). The transcript is spliced from 6 exons. The record is from RefSeq and is a predicted model, not a curated record. Gene Ontology annotation, molecular function: ergosterol O-acyltransferase activity. Gene Ontology annotation, biological process: ergosterol metabolic process. Bases 1 to 1602 code for a protein of 533 amino acids. Gene Ontology annotation, cellular component: endoplasmic reticulum membrane. Lineage: Eukaryota; Fungi; Ascomycota; Eurotiomycetes; Eurotiales; Aspergillaceae.
AUGUCCAGCGCCGUCUCCCAUAAUGACUCGUCCGCACUGCGGUCUCGUCCCGUUCCCCUCCAGUCCCAGAAGUCGGACGUAAGCCUCAACACCCCAGUGGACAAGCUGGCCUUGGACAAUAGUGGCCGAUCAACCCCCGUUCCUGAAGAUGCACCUCCGUCGGCGCAUUCAAUUUCGACAGCUCGGAAACAAGUGAGGGCUCGGAAUCGCCUAUUCUACACGAUCUACUAUAUGCCACGGGUGUCUCACUUUGAUCCUGAUAGCGAUUACCAUAACUUCCGAGGGUUCUUCGUUCUGUUUUGGAUUAGCCUGUUUAUCAUGGUGAUGACAACUGUCCUGCGCAACGUGAAGGAUACAGGAUACCCGCUGCGAAUCCGAGUCUGGAGUCUGCUAUCUACAAAUGUGGUAGAGCUUGGUCUCACGGACCUAGCUAUGGUAGCCACCUCAGGCCUUGUCCUGCCCCUCCAGAAGCUCUACCGAAGCGGCCCCAAAUGGCUGCACUGGUCUCGUGGUGGUAUGAUGGUGCAAUGCAUGGGUGAAAUACUCUGGCUUGCUCUGUGGAUCAACUGGCCAUUCAUGCGCCUCUGGACCUGGACCGCCCAGGUCUUCUUCACACUUCACACCCUGACAUUACUCAUGAAGCUUCAUUCUUAUGCCUUCUACAAUGGUCACUUGAGUCAGACCGAGAGCCGACUAAAUGAUCUAGACAAGACCGGGUCCCUUCCGCCCAGCUCCCCAACCGCCGUCCGCUACCCGGAACCAAACCGGCGCCGGCCGUCGAUGAAGCUACACGAUGAUGAUAACCAACCUGAUGAGCCAUUAGCUCGUCUGCGUGAGGAUCUGGCUACAGAGUUGACCUCGCCACUGGGUAACAUCUCCUACCCACAAAAUCUUACCGCUGGCAACUACAUAGACUUUCUCUUCUGUCCGACAUUGUGUUAUGAGCUCGAGUAUCCUCGUCGCCAAGAGCGCCGCUGGGCAGAAAUCGGAUGGAAGGCCCUCGCUGUAUUCGGAUGCAUCUUCCUGUUGACUCUGACCAGCGAAGAAUUCAUCCUACCCGUUCUCACCGAGGCCCAUCUCCAGCUUGAGACCUUUGAGAGUACCACUGACAAGGCGCUCGUUCUGGCCGAAACCAUCAGCAUGCUCCUCUUCCCCUUCAUGAUCACUUUCCUGCUCGUGUUCCUGGUCAUCUUCGAGUAUGUUUUGGGCGCCUUUGCCGAACUCACUCGCUUUGCGGACCGUCACUUUUACUCUGACUGGUGGAAUUCCUGUGAUUGGCUCGAGUUUUCGAGAGAGUGGAAUGUUCCCGUUCACCACUUCCUCUUUCGCCACGUCUAUUUCCCAUCCCGAUCCCGCUUCUCCCAGCCAGUUGCCAUGCUCAUUACCUUUUUGGUAAGCUCCGUCUUCCAUGAAUUGGUCAUGAGCUGCAUCACCAAGAAGCUGCGUGGAUAUGGAUUUGGCGCUAUGAUGCUCCAGCUCCCUAUCGUCGCAGUUCAGAAGUCUCGUUUCUUCAAGGGACGAACCACCCUCAACAACGUCUUUUUCUGGUUUUCGAUGAUCUCGGGACUGUCGAUUAUGUGCGUUUUCUACGUUCUAGUCUAA